This is a messenger RNA of Neurospora crassa OR74A, 1460 nucleotides long. RefSeq names its product AR2. The transcript is spliced from 3 exons. The coding region runs from base 1 to 969 and encodes 322 amino acids. Lineage: Eukaryota; Fungi; Ascomycota; Sordariomycetes; Sordariales; Sordariaceae. The record is from RefSeq and is a predicted model, not a curated record. Gene Ontology annotation, molecular function: nucleotide binding.
AUGCAAUCAGAUAGGAAACCCGACCCGGGCCCUCCCAACAGUGUCGACCCCGAGGAUCUCAUGCUUACUGCCUGCUUAGCCGCUUCCCGCAAGAAGAAGGGUAUUGAUACCAUCGACAAGGCUUUCCUCAAGUCCCUCAAGUACUACCCCCGCGCCAAGUCCGUUCUCUCCAAGUACAAGGUUCUCCAGUUCCACCCCUUCGACCCCGUCUCCAAGAAGGUCGUCGCCGUCGUCACAAGGCUUUCCUCAAGUCCCUCAAGUACUACCCCCGCGCCAAGUCCAUUCUCUCCAAGUACAAGGUUCUCCAGUUCCACCCCUUCGACCCCGUCUCCAAGAAGGUCGUCGCCGUCGUCGAGUCUCCCCAGGGUGAGCGCAUCACUUGCGUCAAGGGUGCCCCUCGUUUUGAAGACUGUCGAGGAGGACCACCCCAUCUCUGAGGAGGUUGACCAGGCCUACAAGAACAAGGUUGCUGAGUUCGCUACCCGUGGUUUCCGUUCUCUUGGUGUUGCCCGCAAGCGUGGCAAAAUUUCUAUCAAGUAUUCCAGGAUGAAGAUCACCGAGUCAGUAGCCCUUGAGGUUGACAACCACAACUUCCCAACCCAGACAGUCAUUCCAGCCAUUAUUGGAUGGGUUGUCAUUGGGUACAUGUGGUUCUGGUAUCGAUCGAUAAAUAUUUGGGUUCAUUGGAAUGGAGCUAUCGAUACGUUUACCCACUACACAGAAAACCAACAAAGAACCCGGAUCGCAGCAUAUUGCCUGAUACCUCUGAUGUUUGUUGGAAUAUGGCCUCUCGAUUUGUUUGGCUGUAUCAUUUGCUACGUAUCGAAAGCGAUCAAUAACGAACAAGGACUUCCGAGGACCUUACCAAUUGCGGAAACCCUAAACACAACUCCGACGAACCCAAAUGUACAACACCCUGACCCUCCCCCACCUUACAAUGGCGUUGGGGCGAAGUGUGCUCGUCCAUGAAUCACUUUGCCGAUCGUGACGUUGAGCGUGGUGUUUGGCGAGGAGGUUGUAGUGAUGUUUGUGACGGGUGGCACAUAACAGCGGAAGAUGAUAGCUCUUUGAGGCUAAAGCGUGCUUGUUGUCUCUUUUUUCCCCUGAAGAGUUAUCGCGUUUCUGGCUAUGAGGGUAAACUCGCGGUACCAAACCUGGCCUAAUAGCCCACAGACUCGCCGUUCCUAUUUCGGUAGCCCUUACUCAAUUAUACAAGAGGAGGAACCCGAAGGUUUUUAUACAUUCCCACACUCAAACGCCUGUGCAGUCUUGGCGGACGUGUGCGUGUACACACACACACAACUUUUUGGCAAAACGGACCAUCGAUGAGAUUUCAUUUGCUUAUAUCUCUACCAAACAAAGAGAUAAAAGAAAUCCGACUUGAGAUUCAGAGUCAGCGUACUUAAGAUUAUUAAGAGAAUAGUUUUUUUUCCAUAGGAUAAUUGAGUUUCUUCAUCUUC